Schistosoma bovis is the source of this 852-nucleotide messenger RNA. The record is from the annotation of a GenBank genome assembly. Lineage: Eukaryota; Metazoa; Platyhelminthes; Trematoda; Strigeidida; Schistosomatidae.
CGGCUGGGUAACUAAUUUGGAAUAAAGAAAAGUAUAUUUUUAUUAUCUAAAAUAAGAGAUUCAAUCAGAAUACAAUCAUCAGCAUAUUGAAAUCUUAGUUCAUUUAUCUCAAUCGACAUCAUGUAUAACAAUAUUCUUCUUGCAAUCACAUUUAUCAUUCUUUCACUUCAUACUUCAUACGCUGCUCAUAUGAACACAAGUCUAACAGCUUCGUUUAGUAUUGGUUUAGGAAUAACAACAUUUGAUGUAAUUAAACAAAUGGUAUUAACAUCUAUGACUCAAUCAAAUAAACCAACUAGUCCAUUAUUGUUUAAUUUUACGGAUCCUCAGAAUACACUUAGCAAAUGGAUUGAAGUAUCCGAUACAGUUCGAGUUGAAGGAAGAUCUAAAGCUACACUUGUACCACAUAUUGGAUAUAAUUAUCGAUCAGCAAUCUUCUUUUAUUUACUUAAUCCACAACCAAGUGGUGCUUGCUUUGCUGGUGUCGACUACAUAUUAGAUGCUUGGGAUUUGUCAGCAUAUACAGGUGUUGUGAUUGAUCUACAUAGACAAGGUCAAAAUUCUAAUUUCAAAUUGAUCUUCUAUGGAAACUGUUCAGAAAUAUUCACUUGUCAAUCAUAUGAGUCGUUUUUCGAGACAUCUGGAGAACGUCAGCAAAUAAAAUUACCAUUUAGUACAUUCAAACCAUACUUUCGUGGAGAACCGAAAUUUGAUUUACCAUCUUUAGAUAUAACUCAACUAUCACGAUUCGGUAUACAAUCAUAUGGUGGUAUCUAUGCACCGACAAAACAAUUUGGUCCAGGUUCCAUUGAAAUAUUCACUAUUUCAGCAUAUAAGGAAGAUCAAGUGCCA